Coccidioides posadasii C735 delta SOWgp is the source of this 2225-nucleotide messenger RNA. RefSeq lists its product as uncharacterized. Lineage: Eukaryota; Fungi; Ascomycota; Eurotiomycetes; Onygenales; Onygenaceae. Gene Ontology annotation, molecular function: oxidoreductase activity, acting on paired donors, with oxidation of a pair of donors resulting in the reduction of molecular oxygen to two molecules of water. Gene Ontology annotation, cellular component: membrane. The record is from RefSeq and is a predicted model, not a curated record. Gene Ontology annotation, biological process: lipid metabolic process.
CGAUGCUGCAUGCGCUGAUCAUCUGAUGUUCCGCGUCUCCUCUCGCAGCUGGCAACCCUGACCAACAGCCCAUAACAACACCGGAAAAGGAGAAGGAGACAUCACUUGGCCGUCUGAAGAAUCUUCAUGGAGACACUCGCUUGAAUUACCCCGGAUUGCUUGCUUGCUGUUCACACACGGCUGUUCGAUCACUAGUAAGCUCAUGACCAAUGUUCAGAAGCUGAGAGGGGCCAUGGUUCACCCGUCAACUGCGCGCGUGCUACAAUCUCGGGAAGAUGCUGUACUGUCCCGACGAGAGAUAGAAGGUCUGAUUGCCAGGGGGAGGCAUAUCCUUAUUUACGAAGGCACAGUGCUGAAAGUUGAUGCGUGGUUGAAAUUCCAUCCUGGCGGAGAAAAGGCAAUCCAACACAUGGUUGGUCGAGAUGCCACGGACGAAAUCAAUGCAUUACAUUCUCUUGAGGCUCGCCAACGGAUGAAGUCGUACCAAAUCGGUCGAAUUGAAGGACAAUGGAAGAAUUUCCUCCCACCGAUUCAAGGAGGUAUAUUUCGCCUCGAGGGUAUAGAUGAGAUGAUCCCCGACGACGUCGACGAUUCCCACUCAUCGGCUCAAGAAAGCUCGUCGCCUCCAUCCCCUUUGUUCGAAGCAGUCGACCGUCAAACGCUGAGAAGUCGACAAUCGAGCGCGACUUCAAUCUCAUCUGUUGCCUCAACUCCGCCAUCACCCGGCCCUAAGGCACAUUUUGAGCCAAAGCCUUUCUUCCUCGAUGCACGAACUCAAGAAGAGAUAGUCCUUGAUGUCGCAAAAUACCCCUCUGUCAACUCCGAAACCCAAAACAACAUCGUGGAGAAAUAUCGGCAGCUGAACCAGCGGAUUCAAGCCGAGGGAUUGUACAAUUGUAAUUAUUUCGCCUAUUUCGUGGAAUUUUGCCGAUACAGCCUUCUGUUCUCUCUAUUUGUUUUCUUCCUACGCCGUGGAUGGUACGCUACUUCUGCGUUCUUUCUUGGAUGCUUGUGGCACCAACUAGUUUUCACUGCCCAUGAUGCCGGCCACAUGGGCAUUACCCAUAAUUUUCAUGUCGACACUGUAAUAGGGAUAAUAGUUGCGGAUUACAUCGGCGGCCUUAGCCUUGGAUGGUGGAAACGUAAUCAUAACGUCCACCAUAUCGUUACCAACUCCCCGGAACACGAUCCUGAUAUCGAGCACAUGCCCUUUUUCGCCAUCUCGCAUCGAUUUUUUAGCAAUCUCCGAAGCACGUAUUACGAACGUAUCAUGAAGUAUGACUUGUUCGCACAGUUUCUGAUCCGCUAUCAGCACUACCUUUAUUAUCCUAUUUUACUAUUCGGCCGUUUCAAUCUUUAUCGUCUCAGCUGGGAAUACCUCUUACUUCGCCAAGCUCCCAGACGAGGCCCAGCCUGGUGGCACCUCUGGUUCGAAGUCGUCGGCCAGGUCUUUUUCUGGGCCUGGUAUGGGUAUGGAGUGGUGUAUCUCAACAUCCCAGACUGGCGCAACCGCCUCGUGUUCAUUUUGGUGAGCCACAUGGUGCAAGGGCCGCUACACGUUCAGAUUACGCUGUCUCAUUUCGCAAUGUCCACUGCCGACUUGGGUGUUCACGAGUCGUUCCCUCAAAAGAUGCUUCGGACCACCAUGGACGUGGACUGCCCUACCUGGCUGGAUUUCUUCCACGGGGGCCUCCAAUUUCAGGUUAUCCACCACCUGUACCCCCGUAUCCCGCGUCACAAUCUCCGCAGUGCUCAGAACUUGGUGAAAGAUUUUUGCAAGGAUGUGGACAUCCCGUAUGCGAUAUUCACGUUUUACGAUGGGAAUAAGGAGGUUAUUGGACGGCUGAGCGAUAUUGCGAAACAGGCGCGGAUAUUCGCAGAGUGUCAGAAGAGCGUCGCGCAACAGGGUAUAUUUUCGGACCAUCAUCAUCACCACUAGUGGCACGUGUCACUUUCUGUGGCAUGAUUCAAUGACAUGUUAUUAGACUCUCGGUGCUUUUUGUUUCGUCCCUCUGCACCUUUUCUCUUACGUCACGGAUGGUUAUAAAUUUUGUAAAUUCUCGCUUGACCAAGUUCAUGGAUAUUCUGGACACAUGUGGACCCAUUCAACCAUAGAUGUGUGUUGCUUGUCUAGCCUCGACGCAUGAUAAAGAUAGAAAAAUGAUUUUAGACAUAUGCAGCUGUGGUCUCAGUGGAGCUUUUGCGCAGCUCUUUUAUAUACUCCC